Molecule: messenger RNA, 24459 nt
Organism: Cinara cedri
Lineage: Eukaryota; Metazoa; Arthropoda; Insecta; Hemiptera; Aphididae
Source: the annotation of a GenBank genome assembly
ACCGAACUUUUGCGUCCGGUGGCAGUGGCGGCGGCACUUCCGACUCGAAGGGCAGCACGAUAUGGACUUCCGAGUGUGCUCGCGGUUCGUACUCGGGUGAAAAAAUGGAAAUGGAAAAUCUCGAAAUGGAAAAGAAAAAAAAUAUUCGCUGUUUUCCGAGGUAUUUAUCUAUAUAUUAUACUAUACGUACAUUAUAUCUUUGGUCCCGAAGAAGGACUCAAGUUGAUAUUGGACAGUGGCGUGCGCAGGGGACGAGAGAUGGAGGGUUAUAUUACCCUCCUAGCUUACAAUGAAUAUAAAAAUUUUUUUAGUAUUUAAAUCUCACGAAGUGUAUAUAUUUCAGCUUAGUUACACGGAAAAUCUUGAUUUAUUGAAUAUAAUUUGGCUUUUUUGGAUCCGGCUUUUGUUAUCGGGUUAAGAAUACGUUUCUACAAUUUAUUUGUGAUCGUUAUUAUUUACUAAUAUUUUCCCCUCCCAAACAAAAUUCUUGGGCAUGCCUUUGAUAUUCUAUAGUUUACAAUACAACAAUUAUUACAUUCUAAAAAGACAUAUAGGUACUUAUAAUUUAGGCAGAAAAAUAAAGAGGAAAGAAAACCAAUAUAAUUCGCACGAUGAGUGGCCCACUAUUGUAGAUGAGAAGUUGGAAAGAUAAGAUAUAGAGGGAAUUUAAUGUAUAUUUGUACGAAACGAUUAAUCGUUGCUAACUAAAAAUGAUUCUGAAUUGAGUUCUGUUAUAAAAGUACAUGUUUUGAAAGACCGUAAUAUUUACUAUUUUCGUCAAAAAUUAAGAUAUUAAAAUUCUUAUAAAAAAAAAUUCUACAUAACGCUCAAUACACUCAAUUUUUUUUUUACUUCAAAGUGCGACUUAUAAUAAUUCUCUUGUUAAAUCCCCGAGCAUUUCUGUUUGGUCUAACAACACAGUGUCUACCGAAUAAAAAUUAGACAAAAAAUUCGCAAAAUUAAGAUGUCUAAAAAUUGCUCAAAAUUGACACAACUGUUAUAAAAAUUUUACUAUGUCUAGAAAAAGCAAAUAUAAAUGUUCUGUCUCGAAUUUUAAGUCUCUAGGAAUAUGUUUAAUUGAAUUACAACACAUAAACAAAAUUGCAAAAUAAUAAACGUAUUAUUUUCGUAAAUUUCCUUUGUUUUUUCAGUUAUUGUGAAAACCGCUUAGAAAAUCGAAAAAUGACCUCCUUUAAGUCUUAACUAAAUAAAAUUUCUUUUCAGAAAAUGUACUGCACUUGAAAAUCGGAGCUUGAUUUCUAGUAGACACUUUGUACACAGUAAAAAAAAAAAAUAAUAAAAAUAAACCUCAUUGUAAAACUAAUACACUCCUAAAUACAUUUCUAAAAUACUAACAAUUGACAAGUCCUUCUUGCCUAUAGUCAAAUAAUUUUAUCCCAUGCGUGCACCAUCAAAGUGUAAUUGAAUAUUUAUACGGUUCAUUCCGUAAAAAGACGGACAUACUUCGCACGUGGGUGGGCCACUUUGGUAAAAAGAUUAUUGAUCCCAAAGUGAGUAGAGAUACGCCUAAUGGGUACACUUAUUAUGUUGACAAAUAUUAAUUUUUUCAACCGUCCUAAAUACUAAUGAUAAUAAUAUAUAAAUACUGAUAGCCUGUUGUGUGCAAUACAGACAAACCGUUUUAUAGGAGUCGUGUAUAGGCAACUACUUGUUUUGAUCCGUGAAGUUGUCGAAAAACCGAUUCUAUUAUAAAUAACACGCAUCUGAAGACACCUACAUCCCACAUUAAUAAGUUAUUAAUGUAAUAACCAUUUACAUUUUACACAUAUAGGGGUAGAUAGGCCCACUAGGAUUUUCCCAAUGGGUUGCUACUUAUAUUGACGUGAAUGGGCCGAUGAAAAUUACUGCUAUAACCUAUUUUUAUAAUAAAAAUGAUAUAUACGGACUCUAUUUACAAUUAUUAUUUUAUCAACCUGUUUAUUUAUAAUAUUAAUAAUUAUUAAAUUGUAAUAAAUCAGCCUAAACAUUUUAUUUUCUAAUUAUAAUUGAUAGUAAAUAAGGUUCAAAAAAUUCUAUGUUAUUAAAAAGUCGUGCUUUAAAUUUAUAGUUAUUUUUUAAUUUAUUCAGUAUUUUCGGGUUAUUACAGUGGUUAUUCAGUCUUAUUGGUAAUAGUAAACAUUGAGUUCUAAUAUCCAAUACUAACGGGAUAUAAACAAUUAGGCCGAACAAAAUUGCUGAAAACGUGCAAAUUGUCGAUUUUGUCCAUUUCUCUAGCACCAUCUCUAAUUAUAAUAGCCUUUUGUGUAGAUACAGACCGUUUCAUAGGAGUCAUGUAUAGGCAAUUUCUUAUUUUAAUUCGUGAAGUUAUCGAAAAACUGAUUUUAUUAUAAAUAACGCGCAUCUAGAGUAAGACGCACUCACAUUAAUAAGUUAUUUAUGUAAUAACUAAUAACCCUCUACUAAAAAAUAUCAUAUUGGUUUCUAUUCUAUCAAUUAAAUAACGACGGCUAACCGUGUUCGCAACGUACUUACCUAAAUGUUGGUGUUUCAUUAAUCGAAAUAUACAAAACAAAAUAUCAUAAUUAACAAUAGUAAUAUUAUGUGAAUUGAAGAUAAGAGUAUUUUUUAACAAAUUCAAAAUAUGAUUAACUAUUAUUAUUGAUUUUUGGUAAAUAAAUCUAUAAAACAAUACAUUAAUAGUUUACCUAUAAUUAAAAAAAAGGUGUUAUAAAAAAACACAUAGUUGUUCAAUAUUGAGAUUUUUAGAUUCCGAGUGCGGCGAGGAGUGUUUUCUUCGUUGGAAAAAUUGAAUUGCAGUAUUAACCGAUACAUAAAAAAAAUUAAAAAUAAAGAAACCACCAUUACUAUAAAUUUCCCAUGUUUCUUUUAUGUUUUUCCAAAUUAUUAAGACAAUCAAGAGGAAAACAUCAAAAAAUGACCACUCCGAUAAACCAAAAAAAAAAAAAAAAACUGUUUUCUUUCACAAAUGAUUCAACACUUGAUAAUAUCGGUUUUACAAAUUUGCUAUUAAUUUAUCCUAUACCUAUUCAUGUGCCUAAUCAUAAAUAUAACAUUUUAAAUGGGUGCAUUUUUAACCAUAAUUCAAUAACAUUUAUUUUACAAAUUAUUACGAAUAACUAUGGAAAACAUUAAAAAGAAAAAUAUUGCUAAUUCAAUUAUUCAAAUUCAAUUAGUUUAUACGAUAUAAUUUAAAUGCUGGUUCACCCCUACACAUUUUAUAAUCUAAAAACUCCAACUUUUAUCUAUAAGUAUAAUAUCGUACAAUUGAAAAAUAAUUAUAUUUUAUUGUUUUGCCAUGAACGUAAACAGGAUGCUCAGGGGUGCUAGAUCACGGUCGUAGUGGCGCCGAACUGUAACUCUUUUUAGAUGUGGCAAUGAACAUUAAUUUAUACCCACUUACCUCUACACGGUAUUACAUCUAAAUUGCGCGAAGCCCCCCCCACAACACUUAUCAGUUUCUUAAACUACAAAAUAUUAUUUUCAAAAAGUUAUAAUAUUUACUAAAUAAUGUUUACAUUUUGGCAUUAUUUAAUAUUUUAAUAGAUAAAUAAAUUCUAUAAAUACUAGUAGGUAUUUUAAUUUUUAGUUAGCAUAGACAUUAUUUAUAUAUGAUCAUCAGAAACUGAAAUUAACAUUUGACAAAGACACUGAUUUAGUUAUUUAUAUUUUCAUCUACGUCGUAUCAUAUUUUGUCGCAUUUUCAAUCUAGUUUGUUAGUUAUUCGUUUUUUGAUUUUCUAAGUAAUUUUUUUAAUACUUGAGCAAUACUACUGCCCUCCCCCCCCAAAAAAGGAAGGAAUAACGGGAGAAAUUACUAAAUUAAUUAACUAAAAUUUUAUUAGUUUUAAUUUUCUUUUCUUGUUGAAAUUCAGUUAAAAAUAUUCGUUGAGACUUGAAAUUUUAACAGAAAACUUAUAUUUGCUUUUUCCAGUCGUACUAAUUUUUCAAAAUAUUUGAGCCAUUUUUGAACUAUUUAUAGAAAUUUUAAUUUUACGAGGUUUGUACAAAAUGUUUUUUUGAUAGGUAGGUACUCUGUAGAUAAAUUGGUCAAACUAAACAGAAAUGCUUGACAAUUUGAAAGGAGGUUCAACUUAUAAUGAAUUCAUCGAAGUACUUAUAAUGCUAAAAAAAAAAAUCGUAAAUAAUACCAUCUUUCAAAAUAUAUACAACCGAACUUCACUCCGAAUCAUUUUUCGUAAGUUCAUGUUCAUCGUUUGUUACAGGUUUAAGUUAAAUAAUUUUAUGUAUCUCGCCGUCCCAACUUUAACAUCUAGUGGCAGCACACGAACCCAACAUCAGCUCUUUUAUUUUCUAAAUGUAUACAAAAUUAUAUUCUUGUACUAUAUAAAAAUAAUAUAAUCUUGGAGAUAAUCAAAAAUAGUUUAAUAAUAAGAACACUGUCGUGUAUAUGUUUUCGCUCUGUAAUCUGUAUAGCCUACGUACAACACUGCAUGAACUAGCUGCAGCCGCCAAACCUAGUAUAUUGGUCUAAUAUAAAAAAUCACAUAAAAUGGGCAUCAUAACAAAAGACAUCAAAAGACAGAUAAAAUAUUAGUUUUUUUUUUUUUUUUUAAUAUUGACCCUAACCUACAAUAGCUUAAUAGGAUAUAAAAUAGUCUAAAAAAAUAUGCAGUAUAAAAUUAAAUAUUGUGUAGCUCGGAAUUCCUCUAUGUUGUUAAAAAAAUAUGUUCUUUUAGAAGAGCACUAAAGUAACAGUGGCCCCAGCUAGGGAGCAAAGCAUUUAAAUACGCCUGACCGGAAUGCAAGUUUUUGAUGAAUUUUGUUCUUUUCGAGUCAAGGAAAAUUCAUAUAUUUGGCUCUAGAGUAAAAAAGUAGUAAUAUGUAUUUUGUUGUAAAUUAAUUUAAAAAAUUGCUCAACCACUGAGAAUCGUUCUUCGUUAGUAAUGAUUUAUUGUAUAAAUAACUUAAUGUAUCCUAGUUUUCCAAAUUCCCACCUAUGACAGGACAGUGAAACAUCAAUUAGCAGUACCAGCUCUUCGGUUUUUAUCGAAAUUCGGUUAAAAAUAAUCGUAAGGAUCUGAAAUUUUCACAAAAUACUGGACAUUCCUAGAUGUGGUGAAAUGUUCAAAUUUGUUUUAGUUAUAUUUUGGUAUUCGUAAUUUUCGAGUUUUUUUUUGUAUUUAUUCGUUUUAUGUGGAUUAACUUUUCUACUAGAAAUCUUGCUCUGAUUUUCAAGUGUAACAUCAAUAAGCAUUAAAUUCCUCUCUUAAUCCUACCUUCUCAACUUCUCACCUUCAAUAGUAGCCCGCCCAUCGUGCGAAUUAUGUCCUACUUAUAUUUUAGAAAUAGUUGCAAAACUUGAUUAAACUUUAGCUGAAAACUAAAGAUUAAAAGGUUUUCAAAGAUAUAAUUGUUGGGCAAAUGUGAAACAAAACAAUACGACUGCUUGAAAUCACGUUUUAUAUGCAAUAGUCGUCAUAAUACCACCACGUCAUGUUCAAACAUCACUAUUUUAUUCAUGGUUUUUUAAAUUUCUUUAAUUCAUUUUUUAAUUUUAGUAAUAAUAAUUUAUUUAAUUAUACUAUUUAAUAUUUUAAUAAAGUUUUACAACUAUUUCUAAACAAUUAUGCUUAUCAUUGUUUCAUUUUGUGGAUAUAGUUCCGUAAUGCUAAAUUUCUGUAUCCAUUUCGUAAAAAGUUAUCCAUAUUAUUUAAUUACGCGAUAUGUAAAAAAUUAAGUUCCGGUUCGUGAAAUGAAUGAAAUUUUCAUUAAUUUUACUAAACGGAUCAGAACGUCAAAUAGAUAUACAUCGUAUUAUAAAUUAUAAAUCUUGAAAAAAUAAUCUUACUUCAAAAAUAUUAUAAUUUUCCCCGCGUUCAGAGUGACAAUAAUAAUCGGCUCAUAACUAGGUCAUUAGAUAUGCAGUGAAACACCUGAAUUUUUUAUAUUCCUCGAGCUAUUCUGAAAAUAAAAAAAAAAAUAAAUAUAUUAUUAUUUCAUAUAGGUAAAGUAAGUAUAGGCUUAGUUAACAUAAUAAAGCCCCCCACAAAAAAUAGAUAAUAAUACAAAUAUAAUAUUUUAACCCAGGUAAUAUAUAGUGAUGGGGUGUCUGCGGUAAAUAACCUACUCAUAUUCACUCUGUGUUUCUACAAACGCAUUCACAUAUAUAUAUAUAUAUAAAAAGACCAAAAUGAUGACGUUGGGUAGUUUACAACCAUCCAUGCGUUGUCGUUUUAUAAUUUAUACAUACAAUAGUAUUUUAGUGACAUAACAUGGUAAACAUUUUCUGAAGAUCACAUAAAAUUGCAGUUGAAGAAUUAAAAAUAUUUAAGUAUUAGUAAUCAUGAUGGUUCAUUCCUAUAAUAUUUGCUUUUUUAUGGCUUCAAAUUACAUCUAGUCAAAUAAUUAUAUGGAAAUUGAUGUCAUGUUGAACUCAUUGUGUUCAAAAAUGAAAUUUGAAACUGUUUUUUGUUUAUUUCUAUAGUUUAUACAAAAAAAUAAUAAUAAUAAUAACAAUAAUUGUCUACUUUGUUUUUACGUAAGUCAAUUACCAAGAUUAACUCCCCCCCCCAAUAAGAUUUUAAAAUAAUUUCGCCUUUAUAUUAUAUUAGAUAGAAAGUUUUAAGUACCUUAUACCUAGGAUCUUUUAUAUAAAAGAAUGAUGUAUUUCAGACGUAUGUGAAUCAUAUAGGAUUACGUGUGUUUAAAUUAAGUUGGGAGGAGUAAAUUGUUUAAUUUGAGUAAAGUGAAGUAUUUUUUUUUAAGUUGAAUUGAAAAUACUUUUAAACUUAUCCAUUAUAUAUUUUUCUAUAGACAUAUAAAAUUGGUAAAUAAAUUGGAAGGAGGCUUAUUUUCUAAGAAGUAGGGGCUUGUUUUUCAUUAGCCUAGGGUUGUCUUUUAUAUAAAUAUGACCCUGAGUCUACCCGUCUUACGAAGUAUGUCUGACUUUUUCUUUUUUAUAUUUCUCGUUUUAAAAGUUGAAAAUAGUGGUUGUUAUUUUGUAUACCGUAAUAUAUUUAUUGUCUGCAGGGCAUUGUUUGACAGUUAUGCGUCUAUGCUAACGACAUUUUAAAUGGAAAUAUAUGAUAUUUUUUUAUAGGAUUAUCAAUAUAACGAUAGAUACUUAUUAUGUCGGCUUUGUGCACUCCACUACUGCCCUCCUGUCAAAGAAAACGACAAACUUAAAAAUAUAAUAUCUUAUCAACGAGUCGACGGAAAUUAAAAAUGUCAUCACUAAAAUGUAUUUUAAGUAAAACGUCCUCGUCUUUAAUACAUGCUGUUAUUUAAAAAUCAAAAUUGCGUAGUGGUUUCACUCCCAAAAAUAAGGAUGACAAAAAAAUAACGCUAAUGUAAAAGAGUUGCUCGUUUCUUAAAUGUUCUAAAAAAAAAAAAUUCCGAAAAUAUUAAAUACUUUCUGAGAUCAUGAGUGUCUUACGUUAUGUUGAUCUCUUUGUAUAUAUAUUAUUGCCAAUAAACGACUAACUUAAUAAUUUUACAAUUAAAUAAAACCUAUCAUAUUAGGUAUGCUUAAUUUAUCGGUUUAACCUUUCCAAUGGUAUUUACUAUUCAGAUAGUCUAGACUCUAAUCUUAAAUGCCCGAAUUCGAGUAGAACUCUUAUUUUGAAAAGGGUUCAGAAUUUGUAUUUUUAACAAAUAUAGGUAUAAACGUAUAGUUGUUUCCGUAAUAAAUAGGGAUAUUCGUUUUUUCUCUAUUUUCACUAUUUUUAUUAAACAAUUGUAUUAAUGUUUUAUCAGUACCGGCCCGAUAGAUUGCGGGGCCCAUAUACAUUUAUUAAUUUUAUUUUCUAACGGACAUACUUUAUUUCAGUAUAAUUUUAUAAACUAGGUCUUGCACUCUUAUUAGAAAUCUAAAUUUGCAUUUACCUAUACAUAAACUAAUAAAAUCAAAUUUGUAUUUUUUAUUGGCCACAAAAUGGGUAGAUGCCUACUUAGGUACAAAUAUUUUAUUGAUUAAUAUUUGUAUUAUUUAUAAUUGGUACCAUCUUGAUUUUCGUCGAUAACAACCCGUGUCCUAAGAAAAUCACACGGCACAUAAGUCGAAAUUUGCUUACUAUUGGGACAAUAUUAUUAUGAUUAUUUAUAGAUAAAGUUAUAUUCGGAAUAUAUAAUUUGUGCGACCGCACCGCUUACCACCCCUCCCCAUAGGGCCAACACUGUGUUUUAUGUAUUAGUUAUAUUAUUUUUAUUAUUAUUGAUAAUUUUACUUUAAAUCGUUGAUGUAUUUUUGUGCGCGAUACAUACGUUACACGUAUUAUCGCGUUGCGUGCGGAAUAUAACAAUGAAUUAUAAAUCAGACCGAUGAGAAAUAUUAUGACCCAUAAACCUACUAAACCAACUGUAUCGGGUACAGUGGCGUACAAAAAGGGGAGGUUAAGGGUUGUAUCCGCCCCUUUAUUGGCUUAAAACACAACAACUAUGAGUGUGUAUUAAGUAAUUUUAUCUUAAAUUUAUAUACUUCAACUAAGUUAUAGGAAAAAGAAAUAUCUUGAUUUAUUGAUUAUAAAUUCACUUUUGUGGAUCCGGCUUUUAAAUUCUCAUUGUCGGGUUAAGUAUAAUAGAAGAAGAUUCUAUUAUGUAUUAUUAUUAAUUACAUCCCCUUCCAUUGAAAACUCUUGGAUACACUACUGGUUAUAGUAACGAACCAUCAUAGUUACUAAUACUUAAAUAUUUUUAAUUUUUCAACUGCAAUUUUAGGUGAUGUCCCGAAAAUGUUUACCAUGUCAAAUCACUGAUAUUAUAUUGUUUGUAUAAAUUAUAAAACGACAAUGCAUACAACGAAAACUGUCAUGCAGUAUAGUAGUGUGCAUAUAGGUACUACUACAUUGACCACAUUUUAGUUUGUGUAGUUGGAUAUACUUGUAUAAUUUUUUAAAUAUAACUGAAAUGAAUUUACUCGUGUUGUUUUUUUUUUUUAACAAAAACCUACUAAUUAUCGUGUAUUGUUUAUUCUAUACUGCGAGUAUGUAAAUUCCACCACCUCCUCUUUAUGACAUUUUUAAAACAUUUGUACAAACACUACAUGUACGAUACAUAUCUAUGUACCGUAUACGUAGUGUUUGAUAUUGAUUUCAGUUUAAUAUUGAGAGUUGUCCGAUCUAUACUUUAUAAUAUAGUGAUUAUAAUAAUUUUAUAUUAAAUUAAUUAAUAAUAUAUAGUACAGACUUCAAAGUUCAAAGAAAAGUUUAUUUAUGUGAAAAUAUUGAUUUUAAACUUCGAUGAUAAAUAUUUUAACUAAUUCAAGAUACUUGUAAUCGUUGUGAAUGUAACAAUGAGUCUCAAAAUGUCUUUAUGAUUCUAUUGUUGGGUUUAAGAAACGGACAAAUGUAGAAUAUUUUCAGAAAAACAAAGUAAGCACACAACAAAUAUUUUUGAUGUCUUGAACGAUAAUUUACGGUACCGGGUAAUGACAUUCCUAGAUGAAAUGUAAUAAAUAAGUUAGAUUUAUUUUUUUCGUGCAACAAUUUAAAUUCUGUGUACAACAUAACUAUACAAACCUAGCACAAGCAGAGUAGGAACCAAAUUUAGGAGAAAUGGGGAGAAUUAGAUUUAUCCAAGCCACCCGAUGAAAUACGUACCAAACAAAUUAUUCUCACUACAUUAGAUAUUAGGGUUUUAAUUUAAUCGCAAAAAAACUACAUAAAAUAUUUUAAUAUUAUGCAUAUAAAAUAGUUUUAUAAGAAUAGUUCAGUUAAAAAUAAUUGUAAAAUUACUUUUAACUUUUGUAUUAACAAUUUGUUAUUGAACAUUUUCAAUUUUAGUUGUACCUACCUAAUAAUAAAUCUAAGAAAUAAAAUUAACGUAAUAUUCACAAUUAACGGUUUUAAUUGAUGGUUAAUGUAUUUUAGAUUUUGAACGUAGUGCAAAAUGUAUUGGUUUUACAAAGAUGUUUAUUUAUUUAUUUAUUUUUUUUAUAUCUGCGCAACUUUUCUACCAGAAGACUUACUCGAAUAUCUACGAGUAGCACCUUUUCUGAAAGAAAAUUGGCAUAGGAAGGUACUUUAAGGAACUUAAAAAAACGGGAAAAUUUACGAAAUACGAUAAAUAUAAUUUACGAUUUUUUUCUUCUGUGGGCAACUUUUUUACCAGCAAUUUUACUCCUACUUUUAUUGAUAGCAAUGUUUCUGAAUGGAAAUUUUACUGGGGAGGCAUUUUAAAGAGGACGUUUUCUCAGUUUUCUCAUCAAAUUUGAAAAACUGGAAAAAAAUAGAGCUAAUACUGAGAAUGAGAGCAGCCACUGUUGUAGGUGUGAAGUUAGAAAGGUAGGAUACAUAAGGUUAUUUCAUAUAUAUCUGUAAGCAACGAUAAACCAUUGCUUAAUGAAAGAUGAUUCCAAACACAGUUCGGUAAUACAUAAUUUUUAAGAUUUUGUUUAAAUUUGAUUUCUAAACGCUUAUUUAAAAAAAAAAAGUCAUCAGAUGAUUUUGGAAAUUUUACCACGUUCAGGAAAGUCCAAUAUAAGUAUUAUAACCUAGUUUCAAGUCUUUGCGUGUAAUUAUAACCGAAUUACACAAAAAAACUCCCAAAAAUUAAAAUUCAUUAAAAGAUUAAAAGUGGCUCAAAAGUUUUGACAAUGAUACCGUAAGAAAGAUUAUCAAAAAGACAACAAAAAAAGGUAUUUUGUAGUUUUUCAAUUAAAUCAAUUUUUCUGAUAGAAAACGUCGUCCGUGUUUUUUAAAAUAAUGAAAUCAUAAAAUUGUACGUUUUCCUACGUUUUCUCUUACUAAGUGCUUUUAUUUCAAAAAUAGCAUAUAAAAUCAAAAAAUGACAUGUUAAAGGUACCAUUUAGAUAACUUGAGCUUUCAGAAAAGUUGCUACACGUAAAAAUCGGAACAAGUUUACUAGGAAAAGACGUGUCCAUAGACUAGAAGAAAAAAAAAUAAUAAUCUUAGUAAAACCAAUAGCUUCCUCGCUACACUCGGUAUCUAAAACGGGAAAUUAUAAAAGAAAUUUAGGUAUAGUUAAAAUAUAUUACGGCCUUCUUUUUAUCUUUAAACAACUUUAGACUUCAACAGAAAUCUUCCUCUGAUUAUCAAGUGUAGUAAAAAUUCAUUUUUUAAAUUUUUUUCAGGCGUUUUUAUAAUAAAUGGGGAAAAUCUGGAAAAAACGUAGGAAAAAUAGGAAUAUUUAAGAAAUGUAUUAUUUUCAAUUUUGUGUUUUGUUGUAAUUCAGUUAAAAAUAUUCGCGGAGAGUUGAAAUUUGGACGAAAAAAAUAUUAUAUUUACAAACGAUUUUAACUGUUUUUGAACUACUUAUAGACAUUUAAAUUUUUUGAUGUUUCUAUGUAAUUUUUAUUUGGUAGGUACUCUGUGAAUAAAAUUGUUAAAUUAAACAGAAAUUUAUGAAAAUUUAACAGGAGAAUAAAAGACGUACUUUGUAGCAUAAAAAAAAAAAAAUUGUAUAGGAGUUUUAAUUUUAAUGACAAUCAUAAUUAUUACGAUCUUUCAAAACAUAUAUAAUCAAGCUCCGCUCAGAAUCAUUUUUCGUUAUCAACGAUUAAUUGUUGCGUACAGAUAUAAAAUAUACCUAUAAAUUAUAUUCUUAUCUAUAUGCUAUCUUCUCAAUUUCUCACCUACAUAAAUAGCCAACACAGGCCCGGAUUUAUAACUAGGUUACCUUAGCUAUAGCUGGUGUGCUACGACUUCAGGGAGCGCCGUGACUGGCAAAACUCUUGAUUUUUUUUACCUUCCCAACUUCUCACAUAUAACAGUGACCCCACCCAUCAUUCGUAGUAAGUCAGUCUUUUUUUGUCUACUUCUGCAUUCGGUUUAUCGUAUUAAAUACGGUUCUUCUAAAUUUUCAUUUUAUUUAUUAAUUCAGUACUUUAUUUUUUAAGUACUUAUAAAAUACUUAAAUUUCAGAGCUUUGCACCCCUGAAUUUUAGUAAAAUUACGCCUAUGACACUCGAAUCCAAUUAUUGGUCCUACCUAUUACCUUUUUCUGCUCGACAUAAUAUUAAAUGACAUCGCCACCGACCUCUUUAUACGUCUAAAACCAUUCCGUGUCCACUGUCAUAAGUCCUAGUUUUAUGAAUAAUAUUUGCAAUUUGCAAAAAAAUUAUUGCCAAAGAAUUAUCGUGCACGUCACUAAAAAUUUGUCGGAAAUGCAUGUUUUUGUUUUAGUACUAGUGUAUUACAGUAUUUUCACUAUAUUUUAUAUAUUCUAGUGAUUACGACUACUGAAUAACUGAGAUAGGUAGGUACUCCAUAAUAUUAUACACGUUACCCGCCUUUAUAGUGUAUACCUAUCUUACAUCAUUAAUUUGAUACACGAAUUUUAUCAAACAUUAUUCUUAAAAUAUCUAAUCAGUGAAUUUCACACAAAUACCUAACGUAUACAAUUAUUGUACCUUUUUUAUCUGCAGUAUAUACAAUUCAUAACAGAUUAGAACAUCGAAAACACGAUAUAUGUAAAUGGUGGGCGUCAUCUAAACCUGAUUGGCGGGAGAAUACUUUCUUGGCGGGGGUCAACUAGACCAUUGCCGUUUUUUUAUGACAUUAGUAAAAACAUUCAUAAUCAUUUACUUGUCACAUUGAUGUCAUUGUUUCGAUUUACUAUGGUGUAUUAUAGGUCAUCGCAGUAAUAUUUAUUUUAUGUAUCUCAUCAAUGUUGAAUAAUAAACAUCAAUAUAAUGUUACUCAUAAAUAAUUAAGAUACUAUUUUUACGGGGUCGCGGGAGUACAUAUCGUUUUCUAAGGAGCAAUAUAUAGGCAAUUUCUAAUUUCGUUGUCGACGCCCGAUAUUCUUGUGUUAGACGUAAACGAUCAGUAGUAUGAGUGCGUUUCAAUGAGUGUAUCGCCACCCUCCGUAUCCUCAUUGUAAUAGUUGGUUUCGUUAUCGUACAUUAAUCUAACAACUAUAUAGCAUCGCUGAAAUGUGAAUUGGUAAUGUUUUUUUUUGGAAUACAAAUUCAACAAAACGGCAAUAUGUAAUAAUAUAAAUUCACAUUUGCUGGAAAAACUCUUGGUAAAUUCAAAAAAUGACCUCACUAUAGUACCCCCCUAGUGAAAUUUCCUUUUAGAAACUUUGCUAUCAAUAUAAGUUGCAGCAAAAUUGGUGGUAGAAAAAGUUUGCACAAAAAAAAAAAAGGCCCUAAUAUAUUUUAACUUAUACCUACAUUUCUUAUAUUUUUCCAUUUUCCCGCCGUAUUUUUUUUUCAGUUUUUUAAAUUUAAUGAGAUAAUUGAAAAAUGACCUUUCUAAAUUACCACCCCAGUCAGAUUUUCUUUCAUAAAUUUUAUCAUUGUAAAUCGGAGGAAAAUUUCUGGUAAAAAAGUUCCACUCAAAAUCUAAAAGUACGUUUUUUAUGUAAGAUUACGAUUUAACCAUAGAAUACGAAAUCAUGUAUUAAAAUUCGUAGAUAACUAUUAUUGCGUAGAUAGUACACGACACCGCUACCAAAGUAUAUUAUAUUAUUAAAAAUGGCGCAACCAGGGAUUUCAGAUGUUUGAACACCCGCCUCCCCUCUAUCUGUGUUUAAGUAUUAUAAAUUUAUCGAAUUUAUACGAAUAUGUAGCCAUGUGAUUCCCCUUCAAAAAUUCCUAGUUUCGCUACUAAUUAUUUUUGAAUAAAUAAUGAAAACUUAGGGUUUAAAUAUUAACUUAGAUAUAUUAAAAUGUGCAAAACAUGUCCUUAAAGCAUGAAAAUCAUCUAAAUUCUUCUGGUUUUAUUAUUUCUGGAAUAAACGAUUUUAAAUCGCAAACAUUUUAUUCAUAUUUAAUGACAUAUUAUUAUUAUUAAUUAUAAUUUAUUGAAGAUAAUAUUGUCCAACAGGCAAUUAUCAUUUUUAACAAUGUUAUCAAAUAUGAAUUAGUAAUAUUAAAAAUGACGAUCGCUAUUGUUUAGCAAAAUAAUAUAUAAUAAUAAUAUGUGCGCAGCUAUAACAAAAUAUGAGUAGCGGGGCGAUGAAUUUACUCGUAUUAACGGUGCAUUGUUCGUCAAACAUUAUUGAUAAGAUAUUAUGCAUUUCGUUUUUGUUUGCUAUAUUACACUGAAAAAUGACGCGAUUCGACGUUUCAGGAUGUCGAUGUGGAUUCGAUAACAGUGCCAAGGGGUGAAUAAUCGACAUGACGGGUCGACAGAUACGCCGUUUGCUGUACGGGCUUUUAGUCUUGGCGUUAUUCGUCAUUGUUUUGCACAAUGGUCGUACCGCGAAUUGGCUGGCCAAGGACGGACGUUUUUCGGAACGGCCCCACCUGCAAGCCGACGAGGUCCGAACGGAUUACAACGACCAACAGGUAAGCUGUGUACGGUUAUAAUAUUUUAUAGAACUAUUAAAACAUUAACAAACACGUAUUAGGUCGUAGGAGAAGGUUUCGGGGUAGAGUGGCCAACCUAAGAUGUUCGAUGACAUUUUUUUUACACUUUUUUAAUCGAAAAAUGAAGCAAUUAUAAUGUCUUAAAUGUAAAAUUUUUUUUUUUUUCGAAAUUUUGUUUGAUUUUGUAAAUGUUAGGUAUAAAAAUAAAACUAUAACAACUAACAUCAUUGCAGAGUCUAGCCACAUCGGCAAUAUUGACAUCGUUGUUUUAAAAGUUCAUUGGAAUGUCAGACAACUCUGCAGCUACAAAACUGUAUGCAGACUUGGCCAUCUAAAUUAUAUUCAUUGAACUCUCACCCUCCUCUACCCCCAAAAUAAAAUUCGUAACUUUGACACAAUCAACACACAUAAUUUAAUAAAACGCUAUACACAUAAUAUGUGCUGUAUCUAUCUUACAAAUAUACAAUAUAGCAAAUCUGUAUUCAAUAAGGAUGACUUAAAAAUAAGCGCGUUAUCUAUGCAACUAAGUCGGAUUUGUUUUUUAAUUUUAAUUUUUAAGCGAGCAUUUUUAAAUUGUGAUUUUUCACACAUUCAUACCUCGAAUAUGAUAUUGGUUCACAUUUUAAAUUAUUUAAAUUAUUUCAAUUACAGGACGAGUCCAAAAAUAAAAGACAAUGUUAAUAAGACUAGUACUAAAUCUAAACUAAAAUUAAAGUUAAAUAAUACUGGCUAAGAGAAGAAGCUAAUGGUAAAGAAUGGGAUGUAGUACACAUUAACCGAUUAAUAGGGGAUAUUUGUCUAAAAAAUCAACCAAAGAGAAAAAAAUAUUAAAAAAGACAAAUGACCGAGUAACGCUAAAGGGGACUCUGAAGGAAGUUUGGAUUAAGAGACUAAUAGCAGCAUCUCUAUUAACUGUAAGGAUAUUGGAAAGAAAAGAGUUUGUACGCUGCAUGUCUGCGGUCGGCGAGAUUAAAGAAUUACAUUAAAAUAUUAUAAUGACUAUGCGAUCCUCGGACGAGACAUGGAAAUUUAUAUCAUUCUUAUAUUAUUUACCAUAUAGCACUGCGCUUUUUUGUUUCCAUUUUUCAAAUGACAUACUUUAACAUAUGGAUAGACAUUAUUCCCGGCUAGCCUUAAAAAAAAACCUUAGAAAGCACAUCAUUAUAAUCGAAUUACCAUAUAAUGAGCGACCCCAUCAUUAAAAAUAUAUGAUGAGUAUAUUAUUAUUAUGUAAUUUUUUUCCAAACAUAAAAAUUACACACGUUUUUAAACCCUACGCCGAUUAUAUGAGCAUUUCAUUUAGAUAGGUACGUAUAACGUAUUUAUUUUCUAAUGACAGAAUUAUUUCUCUGUUUCACAUUUGUAUAAUAUUAAAUAUUAUAAAUUUUAUCGUUUUAAAUAAAAUAUUAUGAUUAGUCGAUAACAAUUAAAACCAAUGAUAAAUCGAGUUAAUUAUAUUACACUAUCUUAUUCGUUUGUGUAACCUGUGUGGUUUAUUUGCAAUAAUCUUAAAAUAUGUUUAAAAAUAUAUUUUAAAAUAUUAGUUAAAACUAAAAAAAUUAUUUCAAACGAAAAUAAACUUAUAAUAAAAAUUGUGAUUACAGAGCCCACAAUACUUGGAGUUACCAGUGGUAUCUAUGACACCUGAUUUGUUAAUGAUGGAACCAGAUAAUCCUAAAUCACAGUUGCCGUGGUAUUUUAAAGGUAACCUGUAAUAACAGUAUUUAAAUAUUUUUGGCAUUCAAUAUGCAAGUUGAAUUAUAGCGUAAACUUCGUAUAACAUUGUAAUAUUGUGUAUAUAUCCAAUGGCGGCUAUUCUCAAAAACAUAAGUGUUGCUGAGAAUAUUUAUGAGGGCCCAACUUCAUACCUUAUACAUAAUAUAUAAUUUAUACUUAGUUUAGGGAACUAGAAAACAAAAAACCUGGAGACAAAUCAACCUUACCGUGUUAUAAACUUAAUUAGGUACUACACUAAACCGUAUUUUGCUAUCAACCCACCCCCAAAAGUAAUUUUGUAUGUGUUUUUGAAGCGACACUUGAAUCUCUGCAUAGGAAUAGUCACCACUAGUAUUUAGCGGCUACAUAUUACAUGCGGUAUAAAUUGUAAAUUUUAGAUUCUGAAAGUAGUGAGGAACGAGGGAUGUAUUGGUUUUACUACAAUCUGUCUGUAAACAACUUUUCAACCAAAAAUCUUGCUCCAAUCAAAAACUUUACAGAAAUUGUCUUGUUUAAUUUUCGAUCUAAUUAGUGCAUCAAAGAGAUCAUUUUUUUGAUUUCACUUGUAAUUUUCUUAAUAAAUGGGACAAACUGAGAAUUUUUAUUGAUUCUGGAUUACUUUGAAGAAAAAAGGAAACAUAAGACUAAAAAUAGUCUACUCAGAAUCAUUUUUCAUUAGCAAUGGUUGACCGUUGCGUACAUAUAAAAAUUUAAUUACUCUUUAUUCUAUCGCUUCAAACGUUCCUCCUAAAAGAGUAAUGCACCCAUCAUCAGUAUAUCGUAUAUCAGCCUUAUUUUUUUUUUCUAUAAAUUAAUCGCCAUAUUAAUUAUAAUUAUUGUUUAUUACAGACGGUAUGCUGAGGCCAACAAGAGCCCAAAAAGAUCCGAAGACCGGACAGAAAACCACGCGAGUGUGGCCCAAAGAACAAAAACACAGUGAUCGUGUUGAGGAUCAACUCAUGUUCGUGCCACCCAAUUACCAAUAUAAUAACGAGCCGAUGAAGAAAAUCUUACUCUACAACGGCCUUAGCAAUUGGAUGGUAGAUGACGGUCAGAGCAUAUUUACUACUAAACAGUGUCCGGUAAAUAGAUGCACGAUAACUUCGAAAAAAUCGGAAGCCCCGGACGUGGACGCAAUUUUAUUCCGCGAUCAUUUCUCGCACCCCGGUCACCGAAAAACCCACCACCAAGUGAGAUCGACAAUUCGAUUUAAUAACGAGCAUAGGGAUCAAGUAGCGUAUUUAAGAUUUCGCUAAGGAGGGAUGACAAUUGAUAUUAUAAUUGAAUUUAGAAAUUAUGUCAUAAUAGUGUAUUGCAUGUGUGCCUAGGCCAAACAAAACAAAAUUAACAUCCGUGAGCAAUUCUCCCCCCCCCAUAUAUUUUAUUGUAUAGAACUUUACAAAACAAUAAAUAACCAAAUACUAUAUAAUAAUGUAAUACAAAACUAUAGAGUAUAGGUACUAUACUAGAAUAAUUAUUAUAUUACUUCAAAAAAAAAAAUCAUAUUAAAAAUUUUAAUUAAUCGUAAUAAUGAUAGGGAUGAAAGUUAAAAGUUGAAAUCCCAAAAAGGUAAGUCCUUGUUACUAUAUCGUUUUUACCCUCCUACCGCAAAAUUAUGUUUAGGUUAAAUUCAUAUUAAAAUCAACCCAACUUUCACCAUUUCAAUCUGCCUACAAAACAACUCGAAUUUCCGAGUUUUAACUCAUUUAGUCUAGACUCCAGAGGGAGCCGCUAAAAAAGUCUUAAAGUAUAAUACACUCAUAUAUAUAUAUAUAUAUUGUAUAUAUAUACAAAUCGAAUGAUUAAUUUUUAAUUUAUUUAUUUUAGUAAGUAAUUUAUAUUUCAAUUUUCCAUACUAUUAUGAUUGAAAUCAAAUAAUUAAAUCAUCAGUAAUUAUUAUUAGUCUAUAAUUAUUAUUUAUGUAUAUUCAACUAGCCUCCUUUCCAUAUUAUAGGUAGUCCGAAUGAGUUUUGUUUUAAACAAUAAGAAAAUGUAUACAAUGUUCCGGUUUUUAUUUUAUAUUUGUGAUAUAAGUUCCAACGUAUUUUUGAUUUUUAUGGUUAAAAAUUUAAGAUAUUUGUAUAAAAAAAUAAAAAUAAAACGGUCUUACAAUAUUAUUAUAAAUAAUAAAGACUGAAGAAAUGUCAAGGGUAAAAUAUAAAUCUUCUUUAAUAUCCUACCUUAAAUCCACCACUAUUACCCGAGUGCAUAUCCUAUGUGAAAGUUUAUAAUAUACGGUUACAAGUUUUAUAACUAGGGCUUAUGAUUUCACGUGUACCUAAAUACACGAAUACACGUGUAAUUAUGAAACCCGUGUAUCGAUCCGUGUAUUUAAUAAUACAUGUGUAUUAAACAUUUAAUAAUAGUCAUGUACAAUAUGUAUGUUCGAGUACUUUACUCCAAAAUUUAGUUUUAAAAAAAAAGUUCUGGGACGGGUGGGCCACUGUUUUAGGUAUUAUUAAAUACACAGAAAUUAUCAAAGACACGGACAUUAUCAAAUACGUGUGUAUUAUUAAACUGAUAGUAUUAAAUACACGGAUUAAUGCACGUGUAUUUAAAUACCCGUAGGAAGUCGUAAGCUCUAUUUAACUCAUCAAUGAUUUAUAAAUAUGAUCGUAAAAUAAAUAAAUUUCCCAUAAUAAUAUGGGAUUUAUCGAGGGUUUUAUUAAAAUGUCAAUAAAUUCAAUAUGCACAUAACAUUAUUGUUAUAUUACAGGUGUGGAUUUUGUAUUUUCUCGAGUCACCGUAUCACACGGAACUCAUAACUUACAACGACGUGUUCAACUGGACCGCGACGUACAGACACGACAGCGACAUCGUCACCCCUUACGAACGAUGGGCGUACUACGAUCCGUCGGUAACCCAAGUCGAACAACUUAACCGAAAUUACGCGUUCAACAAAACGAAAAAAGUCGCGUGGUUCGUGUCGAACUGUGGUGCGAAAAACGGGAGAUUGCAGUACGCCAGAGAGCUGGCCAAAUACAUACAAGUGGACGUGUACGGCGUAUGUGGACAUUUCAAAUGUCCCAGGUCGGACAAGUGUUUCGAAAUGUUAGACCAAGAUUACAAAUUCUAUUUAGCCUUCGAGAACUCGAAUUGCAUCGAUUACGUGACCGAAAAGUUUUUCGUAAACGGACUACAGUGAGUAUACUACUAUGCGAUAAUAAUCUACAUUGGUGAUAUUAGCAGUGGCGUAGACGAGAAUUUUAAGUAGGAAGGGGGGGAGUACUCAAUAAGUUUUCACUUGAAUUAAGGGCAAAUGUAAAUAGUAUUUUAAGGGUUGCCUCUCAAAUAAAAAGUUUAGAAAAACGUUUACAUCUAUGAAAUACUUUAAACAAAAUUUGGGAAAAAAAAAAUUAAUAACGAAAUGAGAAUAAUGUAAUAUAUGGAAGCGCGUAAAACGUUGGAAAAUAUUUUGUCGGAAACGUAUUUUGUUGGAAAAUAAAUUUUACCUAACAACGAUAACAUGCAGUCAUGGAGUGUUUAUGAUGAAUUAUAUUGAACAGUUCCGACAAAAUACUUUCUGAUAAAUUAUUAUUUCGAAAAUAUACUGUUCCAAAGAAUUAUUUUUCCAAAAACAAACUUUCCGACAAAAUACGUUUCCAAACAACCCAUUUAUGACAAAAUAUUUUCCAACAAAUUAUAGCCCUCCUAAUAUGUUUAAUGUCUUGGCGUAUAUUAUAAUUAUACUUUUUAAAUCACCUCUUAACCGUUGCAUACAUAGAGUUAUACUUUUUUAUCAUUAACACUAAUAUCAGAUUAACCGCUUAUAAGUUAUAAUAGCUUAAAAUUUAGACCGAAGGAGUAGGUAAGGGCUAUAGAUAAGCAAUUACAGCAAAUAAAACAAUCAAUGAAAGUAGCAGAAGAAGAAUACAUAGAUGGAUAAGUGGAGUGACGAGAAAAGAUAAUGUAAGAGAUAAGUUCUUAAGAGACAACUUAGGCGUGUCUUCGAUAGUAGAAAAAAUGAGCAAAAAUAGGCUAAGAUGGUUUGGGGCAUAUCAUAGAAAGAGAGGAAUCAGAAGCAGUAAGAAUUGUAACGAAAAAAAUAUACGUAGGAGGAAUGAGGGGUUUCGGAAGACUGAAAAAGAGACGGUUGGUUAGACCGACGAUUGGGAUAUCGGGUCAAGUGAAAGUUUAUUAGGGUGGAGGCGGCCAACCUCAAAUUGUUGGAAAGACGGCGAAGGAGAAAAAAAAUAAGGUAGGCGUUCCGCCUACGAAAAUAGGGGUGACAAAAAUAAUGGCAAUGCAAUAUUUUAGAGCCGCUUGUUUCUUAAAUGAAUGAACGAUCCACCUAAAAGAAUCACCUUAAGCCUUAUAAAUGCUAUAAAAUCCCAACCCUGGCAAUCAUGGUUCACGAAAAACUAGCAGUUAGUAACGAUGAUACCUUGACACGCUUAACUUUAGGCACAACGUGUUGCCGAUCGUGAUGGGCGGACGGCGCGAGGAUUACCAGCGGAUCGCGCCCGAGCGGUCGUACGUACACGUGGACGACUACGAAUCACCCAAACGGCUGGCUGAGUACCUGCAUCGGUUGGACGCGGACGACAAUCUGUACAACGAGUACUUCCGGUGGAAAGGCACCGGCGAGUUUAUCGACACCAAAUUUUUCUGCCGGCUGUGCGCGAUGCUCCAUGACGACGGCGACGUAGACGGCGCGCCUACCAAACACUACCGGAACGUCAACGACUGGUGGCGCGGCCCGGGCGUGUGCAACAACACCAUGCCGUGGCGGAGGUUCAUUGAGACGUCCAUUGUGGAGAACGGUGAUGUGUCGUCCAACGUCAUCCAACCGAUCGGAGAGCGAAGCAACACCGGUGAAUAACGUUUGCCUCCGGCUGCGGCCGUGACGCUGGACUUAAUUACCGGCCACCACCGCCGCCGCCGCCGUCUCACCGGACGUCCGGGAAAUAAGACGACAACCUUCAACUUUUGGCGACGACCCGACAGAGACGUGGCGCGAACCCCGGCCACUCGAGUGACGGUAGCCGUCACACAGCCGUCGACGCCACAACAGCCGCGGCGUCCGAAAUGGCCGCGCACGCCUGAGCCGCCACCCAUACCGCACGUACGCAUGUCGUGUGCCUCGCGGAGACGUCGCAGAGGGCGCCGGAAGAACCUACGCGAUGAGAGGCCGCCGUCGACGUCGUCAAAAUGUUGACCAACACGCUUAUUGUGUUAUACCAUAAAAUUACUAUUUUGACGCGCCGUAAAUCAUGUUAUACAAUAAUGUAAUAUUUUCCAAUCCAUCAUUCCCCCAUCCUUCUGCCACUCAACAAUAAUAAAUAAUAACGACACUAUAACAAGCCUAACAAAGGUUAGAUCGCGACCCCGGCCGGAUGUGUAUGAUAUAUAUAACUUUUUCCAUUCUCUAAAACGAUCUCAAUUUUUGUGUUUUUUCUCUGUAUAACAAUAAUAAUAAUAAUUGUAUUCGAUGAAAAACGAUAAAUACUAUUGAUUUCUGCCGAAGAAAUAACUUCCAAAUGUACAAAAAUCAAACGGAUAUCCAAACAAUGAGCAUUCGACGUUUAAACAAUUUAUCAUUUUCGUCUGUUGAAAACCCGUUUAAUUAAAUGUAAGUAUACGAGUAGGUAUGUAAAAAAUAACACAAUAUAUAUUAUUUAACUCCAAUCGUAAGACGUAAUAAACUUUAAGAACUCCAAUGCAUUUUUCUUUAUUUUUCUUGAGUGUCAUAUAUAACGUUAUAAUUGUCUUCCACUAAAAUAAUAUGUAAUAUUUGUACACGCUAUUACCUAUAAUAGUAUUAUUUUAAACAAUCCGUCAUAAUAAGUCAAAAGUCGUGAUGAUAAUAUAUCGACUGAAUUUUUAGACUUAAUAUUUAUCCGACACAAACUGUUUGAAAAAAAUAUAUCGCUUUAAUAUAAUAGAAUUCCUGCAGCAAUACCGACCCGUUUAUCGUACCUAUAUACUAGUAAUACAUUAUUGCGUUGGACGUGUGCUUUUUUCUUUUUUCACGAAAAUACAAUUUUUCAUAGAAUUUUUCGGUUAGAUAUAACUACUAACGAUUUUUUUGUACCUCAAAAGACGCGGAUGUUUCGUCGGACGAAUACUUAAUUUGAAAAAAAAGUCUCUUUAAUUUCCAAAAAUUUAAAGAAAAACUGACUAAAAAUGUCGAUAAGUAUACCUAUAUUACAGAUACAUUGACUUUAUUUUAUUGUUGAUUUAUGUGUGUUACCUCGCCGACACGACUGUUAACCCUAAAAUAACAUAACAAGUUUCGAAAGUUUCACUCAGCGUCGUUUUUUGACCACUGCUUUGAUUUAUCUUUGCUUCCUUCAGUAUGUUUACAUAUAUAUACUUUAUUAACCUAUAUAUCUUAUACCAUCCGAAAUUUCCACCUAGAACAGUAGCCUACGACUACCCACGGUGUGAAGUAUGUCUGGCUUAUCAUUAUUAUUUAUUAUAUAGUAUUAUUAUUAUUGUUGUUAUUAUUAUUGCACAAAUUAUUGUUUUAUACCUCCUGUGAUAAUAAAGUGAUAUAUUUUUUUUUUUAUUCACGAUACAUUAAGCGCAAAUAUAUUAUUAGUAUGAUACAGUAAUAGUGAUGUGUGCAAAAUAUUUCGUGUGUGCUUAUUGUAUGUUAUAAUAUUACGACCCUGUAAAAACUAUAAAUUAAUUAUAAUAUGAUAAAUGAAAAAAUGACCUAAUUUUUAAGCCUUGUUUUAGGACAAAAAAUAAAUAAAUAACGUAAUUUAGGACGUACAUUUUGAUAUUUAUGUUAAAAUUAGAGUUUUAUUAUAAAUAACAAAAUUAAAUCAAGAUAAUAUUUCUAAUAAUUGUACAACUGCUUUUUUCUAAAAAAAAACGGUUGCACCGUUACCGAUUUCAUUAUUUUAAAUUUAUACGCAUUAAGUUUUCUAACAGAAAUUGCUCUAAUCGAAAAACGACGAGAAACCUUUUUGAAUGCAUUUUUAAUUUAUAAUUUGAGAGUAAGAAAGUCGUUUUCUUUAUAGUUUUUUUUAAUAAUUGAGCAAAACAGAAAAAAAAACCGUAAAAAGAACAUAGAAUAGAAUAAUGGUUAUAUUAAUUAAAAUUUUUUUUUUUUGUUAAAAUUCAGUUAAAAAUAUUUGUAAAGACCCGAAAUUGGUACAGAUAACUUAUAUUUUAUAUUUGCCUUGCAAUAUGUAGUAAAAUUUUAAAAACAUUUGAAUGAUUUUUAAACAGAUUAUUUUCAAUUUGCUUAUUUAUGUUUGCUAAUUAUUGUACGUAAUUUUUAUUUGGUAUGCACUCUAUGGAUAUAAUUGUUACACCAAACAAAAAUGCUUGAAAAUUCAACUGGUGAUUCAUUAUAAGUCAUACGAAGUGGAAAAAAAAAUAAGUGCUAUAGAGUAAAAAAACGUAGAAAGAACAGGAAAAUUUACAAAAAUAAUGCUUUUAUAUUUUCAAUUUAGUUUUUUGUUCCGAUUCAGUUAAAAAUAUUCUCUUAAAGUUUUGUUAUUUGUGUUCAAACUAUAAUUUAAACAUUCAACCUAAAUACCAUAAUUUACGUUCUAAGUAACGUAAUUUCGCUAUAUUGUCGGUUAAUGAGAUCAAUACUGUAUUGAUUGAAAUCGUUUGCUAUGGCUGUCAAUCGGUUUUUUGAUUAAAACUAAAAUUAUAAUCACAUAUUAAUUAUGAUUACUAAUCUGCAGUAAUUUAAUAUAUGUUAAAAAAUAAUUAAUCUCGUAUAUAAUAUUGAUUUAUAUAAUUUUAAUACCAAAAAAUGUACAUUGUGUAUAUAAUAUUAUUAUUAUUAUUAUACUUUUAGGGGGGGUUCUUAUAAGGAUAAUGUAAUUUUCGUUUUGACACCCGUUUUAGAAUAAAUUUAAAAUUUAUUCUAAAAAUAUUUUUAAAAUAAACGUUUAGUUCUACUUGAGCUUCCUAGGAAAAUACUUAUGUCCCCCUGUAACGAGGUAAAAGUUCCCAUUUAACAAGGCCGUUUUCUUUCUUUUUUUGUUUCAACCGUCUGCAGUUAGCGGUCUGUUUAACAAAAUACUUCACUCACUGCUGCAUUUUAUAAAGCCUUAGACCUUAUGUAUUAUAAAUAAUAUUUAGAAUCAAAAGUCAAUGUAUUUUAAACGGAAAACUGUACCUCAUUAUUGGAAAACAAAAUAAUUGUCUUAAGAAUCUCGAGUUGAGCCCAAUUUUUUUAAGGCAUACAUUUAAUUAUAUUAUGCCUCUUUGUAAAUAUACAUUAUUGUAAUUAAGUUCGUAAAAAUAAAAUAUUGUAAGUAUUGAGUUUAUGUUCUAAAUAUACAUUUUUUUUUUUUUUUUUUUUGUAUAGCCUUAUAAUAUCAUGUAUUGCAUUUUAUUAUAAAUAUAUGAAAAUAUAAAUAUGUGUGAUAGGCAAUGAUUUUCAACCAUUACAAAACCGGUUUUCUUUCCGUUACGGAUAUUGAUUCGCGGUCAUUACAGAUUUAAUUUUGUAUAAUUGUUUUAAUUAAUAAUGCAUUAAGACGGUGAUAACGACGUUAUAAGUAAUUAAUAUAUUAUGCUAUAAUUAAAUCAAAAUUUGCGUAAUAAACAAAA